UGCACUGGGGAAAAGGGUUACGGAAUGUCUGGGAAGCCAUUGCACUGUAAAGGCUCAGCAUUUCACCGAAUCAUCCCGAGCUUCAGGUGUCAAGGUGGAGAUUUCACAAAGGGGAAUGGCCCUGGAGGAGAAGCAAGCUAUGGCAUGAAAUUUGCAGAUGAGAAUUUCAAGCUUACACAUACCGGACCUGGUUGUUUGUCAAUGGCCAAUGCAGGACCAAACACCAAUGGUUCCCAAUUCUUUAUAUGCACGGAGAAGACUCCAUGGCUUGAUGGAAAGCAAGUUGUGUUUGGUAAAGUAGUGGAUGUAAGCGUUGUCAAGGAGAUGGAAAAAGCUGGCUCAGACAGUGGGAGGACUUUGCAACCAGUUGUGAUCGAAGACUGUGUUCAGCCAAAAGAAAUUGAUGGAGAACCUGGGAAUGAUGAAAAAUUUGAGGCACUCCUGAAGGAAAAAUUGCUUCAGUGUCAUGUUUUAUCAGAUUAUACAUUUUUGUCAAGGACUCUUAUUCAUGGGUCAAGCGAACGGAAUCGGGCAGGCAAUGGAGAUGGGGGUGGCCGAAAAGGAUUUAAAUGGACCAUAAAUGCUUUCCGUGGAAAAUUCAAGUUGGUUUUUGUGGAAAUUCUCCAUAGACUUGGUGUUGGUAGCAAUGAUCGGUAUGCAACCAUGAGAGCGGUUACAAUUUCCUCAUUUGGAUUUCUUCUUGUCAUCGCAGUCACCAUUAUUAGCUUUUGCGAUGGGAAUUGCAAUGUGCUUUGCAUUGAAAGUGAGAGACAAGCCCUUUUGAAGUUCAAGCAAGACCUUAUUGAUCAAUCAAACCGGUUAUCUUCUUGGGUUGAAGGUGAGGAUUGCUGUGAAUGGCUUGGUGUUUUCUGCAAUAACUUGACUGGCCAUGUCAAAGAGCUGCAUUUGGGGCUUCUUUCAUGUAGACCUGAUGUGCAUGCACCGCAUGCUGAAUGGGAUGUUGAAUGGGAUGUUUACAUUCGGUCAAAACUAGGAGGCAAAAUAAAUCCUUCUUUGAUCGAGUUGAAACAUCUCAGUUUCCUAGAAUUAAGCAACAACGACUUUGGAGGCUUGGCAAUUCCCGAAUUCAUUGGUUCCAUGAAGAGUUUGAUAUAUCUUAACCUCUCUUGGGCAAAUUUCCAAGGAGCAAUUCCCCAUAAUCUUGGAAAUCUCUCAAAACUGCAUUAUCUUGAUCUUGGACACAAUUCCCUAUUUGAAGAUAAAACUCUUCAAUGGGUUUCUGGUCUUUCGUCUCUGCAGUAUCUUGGUAAAGCAACUGAUUGGCUGCAGGUAACAAAUAAACUUCCUUUAUUGGCAGAGUUACACUUGUCAGGAUGCUAUCUAUAUAAUGAUCCAUCUCCAAUCAGUGUUAAUUACACAUCUCUUGCUGUUCUCGAUCUGUCUGCCAACAAGUUGUCUUUGGUGCCUACAUGGAUAUUCAGUCUUCGUAGUCUUGUGUCCAUUGAUCUUACCCUUAAUGGAGUUGAAGGUGUGAUUCCCAAUGGUUUUCAAAACAUGUCUUCUCUCAAAUUUCUUGAUCUUAGUUGGAAUUCAUUCUCUUCAUCAUCGACACUCAACUGGCUGUCUAAUUUAAACCAGCUUCAAUUUCUUGGUCUUCGUAGCGUCGGUCUGCAAGGUAAUUUUUCAAGUGCCAUUGGAAACUUGAGCUCUCUUACUCAUCUUGAUCUUUCAGGUAACUUGCUUGAAAUUAUAGUACCAAAAUAUUUGGAAAGUCUUUGCAAUCUGAGGGAGUUGGAUUUGUCAAAUAAUGGAAUUGUUCAUGAGGUAUCAGAAAUCAUAGAAAGUUUGUCUAGAUGUAGUUUGGAUCGAUUAGAGUCAUUAAACAUGGGAUUUAACAAACUUUCUGGCCAUUUACCUGAUAAACUCGGCCAAUUUAAAAAUUUGGCAUACCUUUCCCUUUCUGGAAACUUCAUUUCUGGUCCCAUUCCAUUCUCAAUAGGGAAGUUGUCAUCAUUGAAAUUUCUUGAUGUUUUAAACAAUCGAUUGAAUGCAACUCUUCCUCAAAGUUUAGGACAACUUGGGAAUUUGGAACAUUUAGACGUUAGCAACAAUAUGUUGGAAGGACAUAUAUCAGAAAUGCACUUUUCUAAUCUCGCGAGGUUGAGAUUUUUUAGGGCAUCUAACAAUAUGUUAACGUUUAAACCAAAUCCAAGUUGGAUUCCUCCUUUCCACUGUGAAAGUAUUGAAUUGCGUAACUGGCAUCUUGGUCCGCAAUUUCCUCAGUGGCUACAAUUCCAAAAAAACUUGUCUCGUUUGGAUAUCUCCCAUGCUGAAAUUUCAGUCGUCAUUCCCAUUUGGUUUUGGAACAUUUCGACUCAGUUGGAAUAUCUAAACCUUUCCCAUAACCAACUAAUUGGAGAGAUUUCAUAUUUACCGAUGAAGAGGACGGUUGACUUGAGUUCCAACCUAUUCAUAGGAUCACUUUCCAAUUUUCUUUGUAAUUCCUCAACUAAACUGGAAGCUUUGACCAUUCUUGACAUUGAAUCAAAUCUUCUGUCAGGUGAAAUUCCAAAUUGUUGGGAAAAUUGGCAAAUGUUGCAAGUCUUAAAUUUAGGAAACAACCAAUCUAACUGGGAAAAUUCCUAG
Molecule: messenger RNA, 2607 nt
Organism: Durio zibethinus
Lineage: Eukaryota; Viridiplantae; Streptophyta; Magnoliopsida; Malvales; Malvaceae
Source: RefSeq, a predicted model, not a curated record